Messenger RNA from Glycine soja, 1246 nucleotides. RefSeq names its product protein TIFY 3-like. Gene Ontology annotation, cellular component: nucleus. The record is from RefSeq and is a predicted model, not a curated record. NCBI's taxonomy places the organism in Eukaryota, Viridiplantae, Streptophyta, Magnoliopsida, Fabales, Fabaceae. The transcript has 5 exons. The coding region runs from base 324 to 929 and encodes 201 amino acids. Gene Ontology annotation, biological process: regulation of defense response; regulation of jasmonic acid mediated signaling pathway; response to wounding.
UGAGUUGAAAGGUCAAAGUAAAAAUUUCCGAUGGGCCAUGUGACUGCAACUUAUGAGAGACGUAAACCCAGAAGAGACACAAAUAAAGAAACCACGUAUAAAAAAAUAAAAAAAUCAAAGCACAAAAAACACAUGUUUUACUAAAAAAGUCGGCAGCGAUUGAUGGUUGGUCACACCACCGAAGAAGGCUUCAGGAAUCUACAUAGCUUUUUCCUCAGAGCGUUGAAAAUUCCCACACUCGCUCGCUUCCCCAAAAUUUCACCCCUUUCAUUCAAUUCUUCCCUCUUCUCUGCUACUGAUCCAUCCCUCGUUUUCUCCGAACAAUGGCUGCUGGUGUCACUGUCAAGUCCGAGGUUCUAGAAUCUUCUCCUCCUGAAGGAGUUUGUUCCAACACGGUGGAAAACCACCUGGUCCAGACCAAUUUGUCUGAUGGGUCACCCAACAAGUCUGUGCCAGCAUCUGGACUUGAUGCAGUGAUUCCUAGUGCAAAUCAGCUUACCAUCUUCUAUAAUGGGAGUGUUUGUGUCUAUGAUGGAAUCCCUGCAGAGAAGGUGCAUGAAAUAAUGCUUAUUGCUGCUGCUGCUGCCAAGUCCACUGAAAUGAAGAAGAUUGGGACCCAAACUACCCUCAUUUCACCUGUUCCGUCAAGGCCUUCUUCUCCACAUGGAAUCACUAACAAUAUUGGUUCCUCACAGAAGAGUUCCAUCUGCAGGCUGCAAGCUGAAUUCCCAAUAGCACGUAGGCAUUCACUUCAAAGGUUUCUUGAGAAGCGUCGUGAUAGGCUUGGGAGCAAGACACCUUAUCCUUCCUCAUCAACUACAAAAGUGGCUGACAACAUAGAGAACAACUUCUGUGCUGACAAUGCACCAGAACUGAUUUCCUUGAAUCGAUCCGAGGAGGAAUUUCAGCCAACUGUCUCUGCCUCUUGAGCGUAACCAGUGUUUGCUCUAUUCUAUGUUGUGUGAUAGAGUGGAAGACCAUGAGUGUGCUUGUAGAAUCACAGACACUGAUAUAAUUGUAUUAGGUUAUGAAUUCUGUAACUGUGUUUUAUAUGUAACAUAGCUACUGAACCUGAAAUUGUCUGUAACAGUGUAACAUGAAAGUUGUGUGUAUCUGUCCACAUCUAGGAUUGUUUGCUUUGUGUUCUUAUCAGUGAUCACCCAUAUUAAACUGUUAUGCUUGUAUGAGACUAUGUGAACAACUGAUUAUCCAUUGUGUUGAUGUUCCAACUUAUAUUUUUAUGACA